UUCUUUUAGCUCCUGGAUGCCUUCAAAAUCCAGGGGAUCUCUGAGUCAUGCUUCCACAAACAUCAGGCCAAGCUCCUUAUCCCAACCAUAAACUGGCAGUGGAAGAUUGACCAGGAUGAUGCUAUUGAAAAUGCCAUUGCUAAUGGGGCUGUGACUCUUGGUGGGGACAUGAGAGCUGAUUCACCUGGACAUUCAGCAAAAUAUGGCAGCUACACCAUGAUGGAUCUCAAAGCCAAUAGGGUCAUAGACAUCCAACUAGUCCAGAGCAAUGAAGUUGGAAACAGCCAACGAAUGGAGAAGGAGGGAUUUGAAAGAAGCCUGUCUCUUCUUGAGGAAAGAGGUGUUGUGGUCCAGUCUUUGGUGACUGACCGUCACACAGGGGUACAGAAGUUUAUGAGGGAGCAAAAAAAGGACAUUAGACACUUUUUCGACCCUUGGCAUAUGGGAAAAGGGCUUGGUAAAAAAAUGGAUGCCCUUAGUAAAGGUAAGGGGCUGCAGGAUGUGGGGCUGUGGAGAAAGAGUGUGGUCAAUCACCUUUAUUGGUCUGCGACCACAUCAACAACUGGAGAGGAAGUAGUGGCCAACUGGAGCUCUGUAGCAAACCACAUUCAGAACAUCCACAGCCACGAAAACACCCUGUUUCCUUCUUGUCUCCACGAGCCUCUGGUUGGUGAUCAGACAAGACACUGGCUCAAACCAAGCACAGCAGCAUGUGAAAAAUUCACAGCAAUUUUGUUGUCACCACGUCUUCUUAAAGACAUGCACAAAAUUAGUUCAGAAUACCACACCUCUGGAAUCGAGUGUUUCCACAGCCUCAUUCUGAAGUUCUCACCCAAAAAUGUGGUGUUCUCCUUCAAAGGAAUGUUGUGCAGACUACAGCUUGCUGCUAUGCAUUACAAUGAAAAUGCAGGCAGAUCACAGGCAUCCACUGCAGAUGGUGAUCUGCGAUACUCAAUCGUUUUCCCCAAAUUUAAGCAUGGCGAAUUCAUAGUGAGAGCUCUGAAGAGUAAUCCUACCACAGGCUACAUUGACAAAUUAAUGGAGCUGCUGUUCCACCACGUCGUGGAAGACCCUCAACCAUACCUGGACUUCUCUGGACAAAUGGCUGUACCAGAAAAACUGUGUGCUCAGUUUAUUCGGGCCGAGAAGGAGGAGGCAGUGAGCAGACACAGGUCAAGGUUCUUUAAAAACACAUGAGGUCUGUGAGGUCCAUCUCUAAUCAUGAACUGAGUAUCGGUUAGGUGCAUCCCUACUUUAUGGAAUCAGCCUGUUUAACACUGGCUCUUACUUUUUAGCACUGUAGUUACCAAUAAGUUCAGAAAGCUUCCAUCAAACACAAGGUAAAGAACUACUUAAAGCUUGGUAUGGAUGUUAUACCCACUCUGCCAG
Messenger RNA from Cyprinus carpio (common carp), 1389 nucleotides. RefSeq lists its product as uncharacterized. NCBI's taxonomy places the organism in Eukaryota, Metazoa, Chordata, Actinopteri, Cypriniformes, Cyprinidae. The record is from RefSeq and is a predicted model, not a curated record.